AUGCCACUUCUAGAGUCGUUAGAUUCUAUUAUAAUUGUCCAUGGAUCAACAUGUUAUGAAUGUGGAAUUGGAGGGUCUAAAGAGGCGCCAGAAUUGAUUGAAUUAUCAUGGAUUCUUGUAGAUGCAAAGACAUUAGAGGAGCAACAUAAGGAGGAUUUUCUUGUAAGGCCGAUAAAUACACCAAUAACGAAUCUUUCUAGGAGAAUCUUAUGUAUUUUUAUAGAAUUUAUUGCUUUGACGUGGGAAAAUAUACAGACGGCGGGGACAUUUCGAGAAGUUAUCCAUCAUUUUGUUACAUUUAUUCAAGAAAAGUUAAUUCUUAAUAAUAAAGAUUUUAUUUUUGCGGCAUUUGAUGCAAAAAAACUGACGAUCCAACUUCCGAGAGAAGCUAGGGAUAAAUCGGUUAUAUUACCAUCGUAUUUGCAGCAUCCUAGGAUCUAUGAUUUGCAUACAGAGUAUUCUCGUUGGCAAUCUUAUCAUCCAGAAACAUUAAUCUAUCGAUCGUCCAAUAUUCCACAUAUUCGAAAGAUUUUGGAGACAGAUGUGCACUCAUUGUCACAAUUUGCUCAGCCGAAUUUCAAGGCAACGUUUGAAAAUACGUCUCCUAGACGAGCAAUAGACGAAUGCUUAGAUUUAUUACAUAUAUUUAAAAGUCUUGUAGAAAAGUCGAAAUUUGUAGACAAAUAUCCCGAUAUUUUUUCGAGGCCAUUAGAUAUGAGAGCGGAUGUUAAGGCAUUUCUAGCUGAAAGAUCAUGUAUUUUAUAUAUGGCGGGGUUGCCUUAUGAUAUUACUCAAUCAGAAUUAGAAAACUGGUUUACACAGCAUGGAAGUCAUCCUAUAGCAUUUUGGACUUUGAAAACACCUGAUCAAUGCAAACCUACAGGUAUUGGAUUUGCAAUUUUUUCAUCACAUGAAGAAGCAAUAAAAAGUCUUGUAAUAAAUGGAAGGGCUAUAGGAGAUAGAAUCAUCGAGGUUUCACCUAGCAGUGGCCGAGUGCUAGAAAGAGCAGCAGAAAUACUUAUACCAUUUCCACUAAGUAAGAACAAACCAAGACCGGGUGAUUGGAAUUGUCCUUUUUGCGGAUUUAGUAAUUUUCAAAGAAGAACUGCUUGUUUUCGUUGUUCUUUUUCUACUUUUCCAACAAAUAUAAAUAGUGAUCCUAUGAUGGCAUGCUCGUAUAUUUCAUUGGGAGGGAAUUUACCUAUACAAUCAUCUGUUUCAAAUACAGAUCCAUCAUUUUCCUCAUAUCCAUCGGCUCUUAGAACUUCCACACAAGGAGGAAAUGUUCCUUUUCGUGCAGGUGAUUGGAAAUGCAAAGCAGAAGGAUGUGGGUAUCAUAAUUUUGCAAAGAAUACAAAUUGUUUAAAAUGCGGUGCAAACAAAAAUACAUUUAUCAUUCCAGACCAUAAUGUUUCUUCAUCUUCUUUAUCAUCACAAAUACAACAACCAAUUUCAAAUCCAACAAGUUAUCUCUCAAAUUCAAAGAAUCCUACUUAUUCGCAUCAUAUGCAACAUGUUCCAUUAAAUACAACACAUAACAACUUUUACAGGUCAUCUAUUUUAACAUCAUUUUCUCCUUUAAAACAACCGACAGUUCCUAUAAACAAUGAAACUAUUGUUCAAAGUAAUGGAAAUAUCAUAAAUAAAGAAAAAGUAAUAAUAAAUAAGAAUCAUGAGAAAGAAGCAAAUACUUGGCAUUGUACAUCUUGUUUUUUUAUAAACUUGAAAUUUCGUAAUACUUGUUUGCUUUGUGGCACACCUAUUUCAAAUACGCCUACAUCUGUCUAA
This is a messenger RNA of Pneumocystis carinii B80, 1788 nucleotides long. RefSeq lists its product as hypothetical. The record is from RefSeq and is a predicted model, not a curated record. Bases 1 to 1788 code for a protein of 595 amino acids. Gene Ontology annotation, molecular function: mRNA binding. NCBI's taxonomy places the organism in Eukaryota, Fungi, Ascomycota, Pneumocystomycetes, Pneumocystales, Pneumocystaceae. The transcript has 5 exons. Gene Ontology annotation, cellular component: cytoplasm.